Messenger RNA from Trichomonas vaginalis G3, 657 nucleotides. RefSeq names its product organellar and viral DNA polymerase type B. Gene Ontology annotation, biological process: DNA replication. NCBI's taxonomy places the organism in Eukaryota, Parabasalia, Trichomonadida, Trichomonadidae. The coding region runs from base 1 to 657 and encodes 218 amino acids. The record is from RefSeq and is a predicted model, not a curated record. Gene Ontology annotation, molecular function: DNA-directed DNA polymerase activity; DNA binding; nucleotide binding. The transcript has a single exon.
AUGUAUGUUGACCAUAUAACAUUACAAGACCUCAUAAAAUAUCAAGGUGUCAAAUGUGAAGUGUUGCAAGGAUACUAUUACGAUGGAAACAGAGAUAUUAGAAUAAGAGAUGAAGUAAAGAAGUUGUUUGAGUUAAGGUUAAAGUAUAAGAAAGAAGGAAAUCCUUUGCAAGAAAAUAUAAAGCUCAUUCUGAACAGUAUUUAUGGCAAAACUAUUCUAUCUCCUAUUGAGUCAAAAAUAACCAUAGUAAAUGACAAAGAUGCUAUAAGAUAUGCCAUCAGAAACUACAACCAUAUAGUGAAGUUCGAAGGUUUGGAUGGUUCAGAUAAAACUAUUUUCAAGCUAACGAAAAGCAUUUGCAGACACUUUAACUUCUGUCCACUUGGUGUUAACAUUCUGUCUAUGUCGAAGAGAAUAAUGUGUGAAGUAUUCUGUACUGCUGAGGACUUAGGAAUGGACAUCUUUUAUAGCGAUACGGACAGUAUGCAUCUCUACAAUGAAGAUAUCCCUCGUUUAGCUGAAGAGUUUGAGAAACGUUAUGGAAGAGUUCUCAUUGGUAAAAACCUUGGUCAAUUUCAUAGCGACUUUGCAGAAAUCACACCUGGAAAACAAAGUUUAGCAUACAAUCAAUAUUUUGUGGAAAGAAGACUUACAUAG